Eruca vesicaria subsp. sativa (arugula) is the source of this 531-nucleotide messenger RNA. Lineage: Eukaryota; Viridiplantae; Streptophyta; Magnoliopsida; Brassicales; Brassicaceae. The record is from the annotation of a GenBank genome assembly.
AUGACUGAGUCAGGAACGGUGACUAAGUCAUUAGCUUUUGCAAAGAACCCAUUCAAGACCAAGUCUGGUGCGUGUGGGACUGUGAUCAGAAACGCCGAGAUGAAAGUGGUUGACACCAUAACUGGAGUCUCCUUACCACGCAACAAACCCGGCGAAAUAUGCGCCCGAGGUGAUCAACUCAUGAAAGGUUAUCUGAAUGAUCCGGAGGCUACUGCUACAACAAUAGACAAAGACGGAUGGUUACACACAGGAGAUAUUGGGGAACUUAUCAAAUUCAAAGGAUAUCAAGUAGCUCCAGCUGAGCUUGAAGCAUUGCUUAUUUCUCAUCCUCAUAUUGAAGAUGCUGCAGUUGUCGCAUCAGAAGGGUCUCAGUUAAUUGAAGAUGAUGUCAAGAGUUUUGUCAACAAACAGGUGGUUCAUUACAAGCGAAUCAAGAUGGUGUUUUUCAUAGAAGCUAUACCAAAAGCAGUGUCCGGAAAGAUUUUGAGGAAGGAACUCCGAGCUAAACUGGAACUUGAGUACCCUAAAUAG